Molecule: messenger RNA, 4250 nt
Organism: Carassius carassius (crucian carp)
Lineage: Eukaryota; Metazoa; Chordata; Actinopteri; Cypriniformes; Cyprinidae
Product: serine/threonine-protein kinase MARK2-like
Exons: 18
Coding region: 959-3295 (778 amino acids)
Biological process (GO): protein phosphorylation; microtubule cytoskeleton organization; intracellular signal transduction
Cellular component (GO): cytoplasm
Molecular function (GO): ATP binding; protein serine/threonine kinase activity; tau-protein kinase activity
Source: RefSeq, a predicted model, not a curated record
CUGCCGUCUAGAGUCCGCGCAUGGAUCCGUCAGCGCCCCUCCCCUUCUACGCUCGCUCCGGAGAUCGGCCAUGUUGCUUCUCGCGCUUGUUCCGGUAUCAGGCACGAGCGUUUGAGCAGCUCGGCCGCAGAACGACACCGAUCCGCCUCCUCUGAAACCCGUUUCACCUCAGCCCCGAGGCCAAUCAUGGAUUUUACUACCUGACCCUGGAUGUUUGUUUUCGGACGCGAGCCCUCAGACGUUUCCUUUCAUUCAAGAUCCGUUUGUCACUGGGAUCCAGUGCGUGGCGGAAGACGGUUUCGUGGAUCAUGAUGGUUUUUCGGGAUUGAUCUUCUUUUUUUUUUUUUUUUGAAACCCACCUUACGUUUGCUAGUCCUUCGUUAUUAACGUAACAGUUAGCCCUCACGGUUGUUUUUCUUUACAUCCGUGUUCAGUCUUGCGCCGUUUGUUUCGUUUACGGCUGAGGUUUUCACCUUUUGUUGACACUUGUUUUUGAAGGUCGGUAAAAUUGUGAUUUUUGGUUGACCUAACAUUUGAUAUCGCUCGCAGAGAGACCCUUUUCCUGUUUUUGACUGUCAUUUUAAGACCUGAGAGGAUAUGAAUUGUUUUUAAACUCUUAUUCGGUUGGGAAGCAGAUUGAAAUGUAAGUGAGCAACGUCUCACGAGAAGACUUAAAAUCCUUCAUAAAUCCUCCUCAAGGACCUGCUCUUUAUUUUCAACUGGAGACUUCAAAACAAGUUUUUUGUUUAUCUCCACACAUGGACUGAUGUUGGGCUUCAACUUGUUGAUCUUGCUGGUCUGCGUGGCUAGUUCAGGCUAGCUAGCAACACGGAUCGCUUCUGUCAGCUCAGACGAAUAGCCUCAAACGACAAGCUUAUAAAUGCCUGUCAACCACUGAAUACAAUCUUCCAUUUCUAUUUGCUCCUUUGGCCCUGUUUUUGAGAAUCCCUGGGAGAAAAUGUCAACCCGGCCUCAAGGAGCAGGUGUUAUUGAGAAUUCAUCCAGCCAGACCCACACUGAUGCCAAAGGAGGAGGGCGUUCCAGUGUGUCACGUAGUCGGAAUGUGGCACCGACUGUGGAUGAAAACCCCCAGAUAGGAAAUUACAGACUGCUGAAGACCAUCGGCAAGGGCAACUUUGCCAAGGUUAAACUGGCCCGACAUGUCCUCACUUCUAAAGAGGUAGCAGUGAAAAUCAUAGACAAGACACAACUCAACUCUUCUAGUCUUCAGAAACUCUACCGAGAAGUGAGACUCAUGAAGUUUCUGAAUCACCCAAACAUUGUGAAGUUAUUUGAGGUGAUCGAUACAGAGAAGACGCUGUAUUUAGUAAUGGAAUAUGCCAGUGGAGGCGAGGUUUUUGAUUACCUUGUUGCUCAUGGGAGGAUGAAAGAAAAGGAAGCGCGUGCCAAAUUUAGACAGAUUGUCUCAGCUGUGCAGUAUUGCCAUCAGAAGUGUAUAGUACACAGAGAUCUCAAGGCUGAGAAUCUUUUACUGGAUGCUGACAUGAAUAUAAAGAUCGCUGACUUUGGUUUCAGUAAUGAGUUUACGAUGGGAAAUAAAUUGGACACGUUUUGUGGGAGCCCACCGUAUGCCGCCCCUGAACUCUUCCAGGGCAAAAAGUAUGAUGGUCCAGAGGUGGAUGUGUGGAGUCUCGGGGUCAUACUUUACACACUGGUCAGUGGCUCGCUGCCUUUCGAUGGACAGAACCUGAAGGAGUUGCGAGAGCGUGUGUUAAGAGGGAAGUAUAGGAUUCCUUUCUACAUGUCCACAGACUGUGAGAACCUGCUGAAGAAGUUUCUCAUCCUCAAUCCUACCAAGAGGGGAAGUUUGGAGCAGAUCAUGAAGGAUCGCUGGAUGAAUGUAGGUCAUGAAGAUGAUGAGCUGAAGCCUUACAUUGAGCCCCAACCCGACUACAAAGACCCAAGGAGAACAGACAUAAUGAUUCAGAUGGGUUUCAGUCAAGAGGAAAUAGAGGAAUCUUUCGUCAAACAAAAAUACGAUGAAGUCAUGGCAACCUACCUGCUGCUUGACUAUAGGAAUUCAGAGCUUGACGAGGGUGUCAACUUGUUGCUAAAGCCACGCCCAGGAAAUGACCUCACUAACAGCAAUGGCCCUUCUCCACCUCAUAUGGUACAGCGCAGUGUUUCAUCCUCUCAGAAACCUGUCAGAAGAUCAACAGAUCAGGGCUCAUACUCGAAACGGUCUCAGGGAGAAAACAAGCAUGGAGUGGAGGAUUCUGGGAGGAAAGGUUCAAGUAGCUCUACCAAAGUUCCACCCAGUCCAGCUAUCUCCAGUGAACGCAAAAAGAGUUCCACUCCCUCUGCUAACAGUAUCCUGUCCACGGGCACGAGCCGCAGCAGAAAUUCCCCCGUUUCUGAAAGAGCCACUCUGGGAGUGCAAAACGGCAAGGACAGCCUAAACACCCCCGGGUCCCGCGCCUCCACGGCCUCGGCCGGCGCUGUGCUCUCCUCAUCUUCCUCUUCCUCACGCACCCGCCAUCACAAGUCCCUCUCCACCUCUGCCCAUCCUUGUCCCGCAGACCUGCACUCACACCGGCCCAGGCAACAGAGAGCACCUGGCGCAUCCCCGUCAGCCCACAAUAUCAGCAGCGCAGCUGGGACAGACCGUACCAAUUUCCCUAGAGGGGUGCCCACCCGCAACACAUUCCACCUCGGCCAGCAGCGGGGCGCACGGGACCAACAGGCUUCUCCUUACCAUGGAGCCCCCGCCUCACCUUCCCUGUCCCACGGAAACAGCCAACAACGACGGCCUGGGGCUUCCGGCAUCUUCAGCAGGUUCACCUCCAAGUUUGUGCGCAGGAGCCCCUAUGAGGGAGAGGGUCAAGAGGAGGGGAUCAGAUCUAUGCUCACCAGUGCAGAGAAGUCGGAGAAGACCAGCGUAGGGCCGGAAGACGACAACAAAGACUCUUCUUUCUCCCCGGAGGGCGGGACUCCUCCAUCUGCUCCCGUGUCCUCAGUUAAAGACCAGGUGAAGCCUCGCUCCCUCCGCUUCACCUGGAACAUGAAGACCACAUCUGCCUUGGAGCCCGGUGAGAUGAUGAAGGAGAUUCGUAAGGUUCUCGACGCCAACAGCUGUGAGUACGAGCUGCGAGAGCCAUUCAUGCUGCUGUGCAUGGCUGGUAAACCCGCCCAUGACGACUUCGUCCAAUGGGAGAUGGAGGUGUGCAAGCUGCCCCGCCUCUCACUUAAUGGUGUGCGCUUCAAGAGGAUAUGUGGAACGUCUAUUGCCUUCAAAAACAUCGCCUCUAAAAUCUCCAAUGAGCUGAAACUUUGAGAGGAAAAGGAGAUGAGGAAAAGUAGCUUAUUAAAGAGUCUCUGAACAGGGAUGAGUGAGGAUCGCAUUGCUCAAACACAGCCUGCUGGUAUGGGUAGGUGUAGAGAGAGAUAUAAGAUCAGAUUCAAUUAGCACACUGGCCCUUCAUUCCUGCUCUGUUUUGGAAGAGUAUACUCUGCAGGUUCUUGGUUCAUUGGCCUAAAUGUCUUCAAUUCAGAAAGGCGACAAAUCAUAACGUGGUUUGUGUCUGUUAAAAAUGAAUUUUGAACUAAUUUCAGUCUCUUUGUACACUCACACACACACAUGCACCUAUUGCCUCUUGAAAUGGACAGAGCUUAAAAAGCCAAACUUGAAAGAGGUGUGGCCAUUGACUUGAGAAACUAAAGUAUUCACAGGGUGGAGGUGGGCAGUUUGGGACUGAUGUUUGUGCCCCCUUUUAUUUCUUCCUCUUAUUCUGUCGACAGGGUCAGAACUUGAUCAAUAUUGAGAGGACUGUAAAUUCUGGUUAAGGUGAUUUAAAUUCUUAAUCGGCUGGGUUCAGAUUUGCUGCACUGGAAUGGGUGAAUUUCUGUUGCCUUUUUAUUUUCUUAUAGAAAUUAAAUGUUUCAUAGUUGUGUUUAUCAAUGAUUAUGUUUUAAUAUUAUUCUUAGGAAAAACAAAUUAUUCUUUUUUUUUUUUCUUUUUUUUUAUGCUGUCGUGUUAUUGAUCGUGCUAUGCCUUUGUAUAAACAAUGUCUGAAAAAGCACCACAUGACUCCCACCUGACCCUUUCACACUCUCGCCCCAUUUUGUUGCAAAGGAUUAUGGGCCAGCAAGCACUCUUCUCACUCUUAAACAAAAAAAGUCACUGGAAAAGACAUUAAAAGGACUCAAUUCAUGCAACGAAUCAUUUCCAUACCAUUUUCAUGACUAAAGAACUGAUGUCAAGUUGUUCUUCUCUGCAUUUAAAACGCAUU